GAUUGUCCUAAUGCGAAUUCCGUACCCACGUUUACUAGCACAGGCAAACGUGAGAUAUUUCUUCCUAUUUAUUUGUUCAUAAUGUAAAAGCAGUUGAUGUAAUUGCAGACACUUUAGGUACAUUAUUAUUAUUUUCAUGUUUUCUUCUCCUUUACGGUACUCCGAAUGCUUAGACAACGCUAAUAUUAAUUUAGUAUGAUAGUUGCGCUACAUAUACAUGGGAAAGCAAGCACUUGAAAACAACUCUAUGCUUUUGUUUACAAUUGUGUUUUUGCUAGAAUGAAAAAUACUGAAGAAAAGUAGAAGUAAAGAAAAGACAGCAGCAUAUCCUGCUCAACUGUUGUCAAGUUCAUCUUUAUCUCACAGACAUGUUUCCAGAACUGAACAGUAUUCUCAAUUCCACUCCAGACAGUUUCAAAUCGAGUGACUUCAUCCUGGUGUCUGACAGACAAGCUGAUGCAUCAUUUCUCAUUCAUCACUAUCUGUCUUUCUAUUUACGUGCUGGCUGUAAGGUGUGUUUUCUGGGUCUUGUUCAGUCCUUCAGCCACUACAGUGCUGUAGGUCAGAGGCUGGGAGUGAGUCUGACCCAGGCAAGAGAGAAGGGCCAGCUAGUGUUUCUCGAAGGACUGAAGGACUCUAUUGGAGCACUAUUACAGGAGGAAAGCAGUCAGGGGACACAACCUUUGAGUUAUCUCAGGUCCCCAGCUGCUGGACUGAAAGGUCUGUUCAGAUUUGUGGAAAAUUCUGUGCGUCAGAAUGGAGGCCGUGAUGAUGGUGAAUCAUGGGGUCCUCCAGUGUUACUCAUAGAUGAUCUCAGUGUGCUCCUGAGUUUAGGUGUUACUGUUGGAGCAAUACUAGACUUUACCCUCUACUGCCAAGCCACCGUGUGCUCUGAGUUACAGGGAAAUAUGGUCAUUCUGGUGAGAUGUGAGGAGGAGGAUGCAGAUGAUGAUGAAGAGGGAUCAAACCUGCUCCAGAGGGGACUAGUUCAUCAAUGUAACUUGGCAUUACAUGUAGAGGGGUUACCCACGGGUUACUGCAGGGACAUACAUGGACAGAUGGAGGUUUGGUGGCGACAGAGUGGAGAGACCAUGUACAACCAACGGAAAAUAUUUCAUUUUAAGGUCUAUGAUAAGGGAGCGUCAUUUUUCGCUCGAGGGACUUCUAGUGCUGUUCUCUAAGUUUUCAAAUGAAAGUCUAAGUCUUGAAUCUCUAGCUGAAAUAAUGUUAUGAUGUAGUUUGUUUUAUAUAAAUACAUAUAAUACAUCACCA
This is a messenger RNA of Megalobrama amblycephala (Wuchang bream), 1272 nucleotides long. It is a transcript of the gene elp6, whose product is annotated as elongator acetyltransferase complex subunit 6. Gene Ontology annotation, biological process: tRNA wobble uridine modification. Gene Ontology annotation, cellular component: elongator holoenzyme complex. Bases 369 to 1181 code for a protein of 270 amino acids. The record is from RefSeq and is a predicted model, not a curated record. The transcript has 7 exons. Lineage: Eukaryota; Metazoa; Chordata; Actinopteri; Cypriniformes; Xenocyprididae.